AUGGGGACCGCCCGGAAAGGGGACACUAGCCGGCCCGCCCCUUUAGCCUCCCGCUUCCGGCCUGGGGUUUGGGCCACGCCCCUCGCUGUCUCGCGCAGACGCGGCAGUGCCUACGAGGGCGCCACCCUUACCCGCCUUCUUACAGGCUGUGUGGCCUCCCUUGUCUGGGCCAGCCAUGGAGUCUUGUGGCUGAGGGCUCCCUACCUGGACUGGACACAUGAAACAGCACCCCAGCAGGAAUGGACAUACAUGGUACCACGGCACUGUAACUGGCUGUGCUUCAAAUUCGGGGAGCAUGGCUGCCCUUCAAGGACCCCCAACUGCCCCACCUGCCACCAUACAGUUGGAGGAUGGACCUGUUUUGAGGCAUGUUAUGAGAAGACCGUGGGGUACCUGAGGGACCAAGCUCUCUGGUGGCUGGACAUGAGCUCAGUAAGCGAGCUUGGAAAAGUGUGGAAGGAGCUAUUAGAAGUGAUUCCCAGGCCCCUCGUGCACCUUUUUGAUUUCCUCUGUGUACCCUGUGUCAUGCUGGCGACUCUGGCCGCAGCAGUAUCAACAUGGAUUUCAGUAGUUACUAAGAAGGUAGUAGGCCAGGUCAGGCUUGCCCCAGGUUCUGUCAGUUUCUGCCUUGUUCCCAGGAUAAGUCAGGGCACUACCCGCAGCUCUGAGGAAGGUGUAAGGAGCCAAACCCCAGGACCCUUCACCUGUCCCAGGAAUACCAGGGUUCUUGGAGGUAGCAGGGGUUCCCAGAGCUUGCUGAUCUGGUGCACCAGGUGGUAGUGUGGGGAUAGGCUAGACAUUCUCAACAUGGAGGUACGGGGAGUUCUUGAGGAGGAGGGAAGAAUGUGGGGAUCUCUGCUGCCUUGAUGGGGAUGUCUGAGGGAUUUUCUUAGGUCUCAAGAGCUUCCUGGAAUUUCACCAUCUCCAGUUUUUUCUCAACUGUAGAUUUUGGGAGAUGGUCUGAUUUCCUCAGAGGCACGAGACAGGAUAAGGCACAGAGGAUGCGGCUCUGAUCUGCAGUGGGCAGGGACUCAGGCUAGCCAGGGUACAACUAUAACAUGGGCAGCUAGCUGGAUAGCCAGGGCAAGUGGCCUCCCUCUCUGGAUUUGAAUCUGAACAGCAAAGUAAGUGGUUUCAUUAUGGUAAUCAGACCAAAGCCGCCCCCCCCACCCCCCCUCCCUGCCGCGAAGGUCCUGCCUGCAUGUGUGUAGGUGUGUGUGUGGACAGGCACUCACAUGUAGGCCUUCAUUGUCAAAAAUACAAAGCGUGUGAGCACAUGCACAGCGUGCUCAGCUCACGCACAGAAGACUGGUGAUGGGGGAAGCUUUGUUAACCGAUCACCUCUAAGAAGUGGAACCUAAUUAAGGCAUGGCUACCUGCAGCCCAGGAAGAAAAACUGGGAUGGACCAGGUGCUCGCUCUCUCUGGGUGAUUCCUGCAGGACACAGAAGAGCUUGGACUUCCCAUUCUCGUGGCAUGAGUU
Molecule: messenger RNA, 1482 nt
Organism: Microtus oregoni (creeping vole)
Lineage: Eukaryota; Metazoa; Chordata; Mammalia; Rodentia; Cricetidae
Gene: CUNH20orf173
Product: chromosome unknown C20orf173 homolog
Molecular function (GO): beta-galactoside (CMP) alpha-2,3-sialyltransferase activity
Source: RefSeq, a predicted model, not a curated record